This is a messenger RNA of Fundulus heteroclitus (mummichog), 3948 nucleotides long. Its product is annotated as kinesin light chain 1. Gene Ontology annotation, molecular function: kinesin binding. The coding region runs from base 158 to 1810 and encodes 550 amino acids. The record is from RefSeq and is a predicted model, not a curated record. Lineage: Eukaryota; Metazoa; Chordata; Actinopteri; Cyprinodontiformes; Fundulidae. The transcript is spliced from 15 exons. Gene Ontology annotation, cellular component: cytoplasm; membrane-bounded organelle; kinesin complex. Gene Ontology annotation, biological process: microtubule-based movement.
UUUCAGGGCAGAAAUCAAAACAUGACGUCACCGUGAGCAACACGAGCCGCAGAGGCCUCUGGGAGAUUUUUUCUGCGUGGGAGACAUUUUGGAUCUGAACAGGGGGCUGAGUUUUGCCGUCAGUCCCAGCUCUCGGUUUCCCUGAGCGCCUGAAGAAAUGUCGACGAUGGUGUACCCGCGGGAGGAGAAGCUGGAGAAGCUCACCCAGGAGGAGAUCAUCUCCAACACAAAGCUGGUGAUCCAAGGCCUGGAGGCGCUGAAGAACGAGCACAACUCCAUCCUCCACAGCCUGCUGGAGACCAUCAAGUGCCUAAAGAAGGAUGAAGAGGCCAACCUGGUCCACGAGAAGUCCAACUUGCUCCGCAAGUCGGUGGAGAUGAUCGAGCUGGGCCUGGGAGAAGCGCAGGUGAUGAUGGCUCUGUCCAACCACCUGAACGCGGUGGAGUCCGAGAAGCAGAAGCUGCGCGCUCAGGUGAGGAGGCUCUGCCAGGAGAACCAGUGGCUGCGGGACGAGCUGGCCAACACCCAGCAGAAGCUGCAGAAGAGCGAGCAGAGCGUGGCCCAGCUGGAGGAGGAGAAGAAGCACCUGGAGUUCAUGAACCAGCUGAAGAAGUACGACGAGGACGUCUCGCCCACCCAGGAGGAGAAAGACAGAGAAACGCCAAAGGACAACCUGGACGACCUCUUCCCCAACGAUGAAGAGGAGCAGGGUCAAGGCAUGCAGCACCAACACAACAGCGCCGCCGUGGCUGCAGCCCAGCAGGGAGGCUAUGAGAUACCGGCGCGCCUGAGAACCCUGCACAACCUCGUGAUCCAGUAUGCCUCGCAGGGCCGGUACGAGGUGGCGGUGCCCCUCUGCAAGCAAGCUUUGGAGGACUUGGAGAAAACCUCCGGACACGAUCACCCCGAUGUUGCCACCAUGCUCAACAUCCUGGCUUUGGUCUAUAGGGAUCAAAACAAAUACAAAGAGGCAGCCCAUCUGCUCAAUGAUGCCCUGUCCAUCCGUGAGAAAACCCUGGGCAAAGACCACCCGGCGGUCGCCGCCACCCUGAACAACCUGGCCGUGUUGUACGGAAAGAGAGGGAAGUACAAGGAAGCCGAGCCUCUUUGUAAGAGGGCUCUGGAGAUCAGAGAGAAGGUCCUUGGCAAGGAGCACCCAGACGUGGCCAAGCAGCUGAACAACCUGGCCCUGCUGUGCCAGAACCAGGGCAAAUACGAGGAGGUGGAGUAUUACUACUGCCGCGCCCUGGAGAUCUACGAGUGCCGACUGGGUCCGGAUGAUCCCAACGUGGCCAAGACCAAGAACAACCUGGCGUCGUGCUUCCUCAAACAGGGGAAAUACAAGGAGGCUGAGAUUCUGUACAAAGAGAUUCUGACCCGAGCUCACGAGAAAGAGUUUGGAUCGGUUGAUGCUGAGAACAAGCCCAUCUGGAUGCAUGCAGAGGAAAGGGAGGAGAUGAGCAAGGGCAAACACAGAGACAACACCCCGUACGGAGAGUACGGCGGCUGGUACAAGGCCUGCAAAGUCAACAGCCCUACAGUGAAUACCACCCUGAGGAACCUUGGUGCCCUGUACCGCCGCCAGGGCAAGCUAGAGGCUGCUGAGACGCUGGAGGAGUGCGCCACGAGGUCUCGCAAGCAGAGCAACACAGGCAUCGAUCCCAUCCACCAAACGCGUGUGGUGGAGAUCCUGAAAGAUACAGAGGGCGAGAGGCGGAGGAGCAGAGACAGCCUGACCAGCGUUAAGUACGAGAGCGGCUCCGAGACCGGCGAGGAAGUGAGUAUGGGCGUGGAGUGGAACGGGGCCUAAGCCAUCAAGAUUAUUCCUUCAUGCUUCUCUCCUUCCCCCAACACAGUAACAAAGGGAUGCGUGUUGUGGUUCCCUCUGGGCUCCUUUGUCCCUACAAACCAACAGCUCCUCUGCCGUUCCCGGUGCCCCCCCCCCACACACACACACCCCCCCCUGCAGCAGAGACUCAGAAAGCCCCCCCCCCACAUCCCUCCUGGUUGCCGUCUCUGUUCCCUGCUCGACUGGCGGCUGCUGGGACGUUUGGUCUUCUCAUCUCUGCUCCGUCGUUCCUCUCGCUAUCCUUUCCUGUUGCUAACCAACGUUCUUUCUCUCACCUGACUUUAGAGGAAGUUGUUUUCUGCGUGUGUGUGUGUGUGUGUGUGAAAUCGAUCCCUGUGAGGACGUCGCUUUUGCGUUUUUUGUUUCUCUCUCGGCAGAAUUUAUUUAUACUUUUUAAUCGCGGGAAUACUGGAUGUAUCUAUCUAGUCGGCGAAGCUGAAGGUGGGGAAAGAAAUAUUGCGAGUUGCCAUGUCGUCGUGUAUUAAUGGUCUCAUCUGGGAAUCGUUGGUUCGGCCUCUUUGACCCUAAAAUAACAACUAAAAGUGAAAUCUGAGCCAUCUUGGCGCCUGGGUUUAGCCACUUUAUGUUUUACUGAUGUUUACUUUUAUCGUUUCGGCCCUGCGUAUUUCCAGCUUUUAGCUAAUGCCUGGUUCUGUAUCUGAAUGGUACCGUAUCCCCCGGUGGAAGAUUCGGGCGCCUUGCUGGUGAGAAAAAGAGAGAGAGAGAGAGAGAGAGGAGGGAACUCUGCCUUUUUAAAAAAUAAAUAAAAUUAUUUUACCUUUUUAGGUUAGAUGUUGUCGGUUCUUUUUGUAUCAUUAUUGUUUACAUUUUUAUAAAAGGCUUUUGAUAUGUUUUUUGCCUGCUUGCGAAAGAAUCAACAUCUCGCCUGACGACUGGAGGGUCCCGGGUUUGACGGCGAUCAGGGAGGCGCGGUUCGGCGGCGGUGCCGGUCAGGAGGGAAGUUUGCAGACGCACAUCUGGGGCAUGAAGCCUCCAUUACUCAUAGUUGAUUUUAAUACAAUAAAAAAAAUAAACAUGCAUCGGGUGCACAAGUUAGAACCAGAAGCGUUCUUUUUUCUUUUUUUGCUCUCUGGUGGACUAUUUGUCUGCUCUCCCUAGCAGAAGUGGAGGAGUCCAUUAAAACAGGUUGUUUAAUGCACAGACCAGGAGUUUGACCCUGUCUCCGUCCAAAAAUAGAUCGAAGCUGUUUUUUUUUUUUGUUUUUUUGUGUGUGUGUGUGAUCAUUCCUUCUAAAAAUCCAAAGUUUAACUAAACGUUUAAGAGCCCAGUAUGACCUGAUGCUGAUGAUGGGUGUAUGCAAACUUCUGACCAGACCGGUGCGUUUCACACUUAGAGCAGAGACCAAGCGGAGCGUUCAGCUCUAAUAUCCUCCGCCUGAGCGUUUAACGAUGGAUUUUACACCUUCGCACGGUAAACACGCAGACCUGCGUUGCUCUGACGGCGUUAACGGCGUAUAACCCAGAGCUGUAACCCGACAGGAUGCCGGCGUUUUCCCUGCGCCUGUGUGAGUCUGUGUGUGUUUGUGGUACAGUCACAGUGAACCUUUUGAACUCAACGCUUCGUCGACUAACGCUGCCACUUUCUCUCUCUUUGUGUUUGCACAGCAUAAAUAUUGUAACUUUGGUGAAUCAUGUGUGUCUUGGCACCAAAUGAUCUUAAACAUCUUGGACGUGUAACUUGUAGGCUGUGUUUAUAGAUUUGACAAGUGCAUUCACUUUGGCUUUUCAGUGUGCUACAUGCCUCGAUUCUUCAUUCCUUUCCAUUGAGUAACACCUAUACUUCUAAUGCAACUCUGAACAAAAGAAUAAUAACAAUAAUAAUAAUGGUGUUCACACAGUUAUGAUGAUAUUGCUGUUAGUGGAAUGCUUGCUUAUUUAUUGAACUGUCUAUUCUCAACAUAUAGAGUGUGACUUCUGUUUCUAUUUGUGAAAGAACAUAAACCGUUAGAUCUAUAAGCAUUAUCUUAGUAUGUAGGACUGCAUUAUAUCUAUAUAUUCACCAUUCUGCAUUGUGAUGAUUAAUGCAUCGACACUUGUUGGUAUUCUCAAAUAAAGUUUUUUUUUUUUGUUUUCCAUUUG